This is a messenger RNA of Ziziphus jujuba (common jujube), 1290 nucleotides long. Its product is annotated as 2-oxoglutarate-dependent dioxygenase 19. NCBI's taxonomy places the organism in Eukaryota, Viridiplantae, Streptophyta, Magnoliopsida, Rosales, Rhamnaceae. The transcript is spliced from 4 exons. The record is from RefSeq and is a predicted model, not a curated record. The coding region runs from base 135 to 1169 and encodes 344 amino acids.
GGAUCCAGAGGAGCCUCUUUGUCUACAUUCAAUGAUUUGUUCAACGCCGUGACUCACUUGUUCAUUUCCUUUAUCAUCUUCAGGUUUUCUCCGAUAGUCACCGAAACCCAAAAAAAUAAAUAAAAAAUAAAAAAAUGAUGAGCGUCAAAUCCUUGGCUGAAUCACUUAAUCUCACCACCAUUCCUUCCACCUAUACCUUCAUCAACAACCCUCGUGAUCUUGAAACUGUAGAUUUGGAUAACCCAGAUGAACAAAUUCCCAUCAUUGAUUUCUCUCUCCUCUACUCUAGCAAUCCUCAUCAACGGUCCAAAGUUAUCAGUGAUCUGGGGAAAGCAUGUGAAGAUUGGGGCUUCUUCAUGGUGAUUAACCAUGGUGUUCCAAAGGAAGUGAUGGAUUCGAUUAUUGAGGGAUGCAGAGGAUUUUUCAAUCUGAGUGAGGAGGAGAAACUAGAGUUUAAGGGCAAGCAAGUUUCAGACCCAAUAAGAUAUGGAACUAGUUUCCAUGCUUCAGCAGAGGAGGUGUUCUUUUGGAGGGAUUUUCUCAAGGUCAUUGUGCAUCCUCAGUUUCACCCUGUCAAUAAACCCCCUGGCUUCAGUGAGGUUUGCUUUGAUUAUUGCAAGAAAACCGAGAAACUGACCCAGAAAUUACUUGAAGGAAUAUCAGAAAGUUUGGGAUUGGAAGCCAGUUACAUAGACAAGGCCAUGAAUGUGGAAUGUGGUCUAAGAUAUCUAGCAGCAAACUUGUAUCCUCCAUGUCCACAGCCAGAAAUUGCAAUGGGAAUGCCUCCUCAUUCAGAUAUUGGCCUUUUGACAACCCUCAUUCAUAAUGGAAUUGAUGGCCUUCAAAUACAACACAAUGGCAAGUGGGUCAAUGUCAAUACCAUUCCCAAUUCCAUCCUUUUUAACAUUGGGGAUCAUCUUGAGAUUUUGAGUAAUGGAAAGUACAAAAGUGUUGUACAUCGAGCAGUUGUGAACAACAGAGCAACAAGGAUAUCUGUGGCGAUUGCAAACGGGCCAUCACUUGAAACAGUUGUGAGUCCAGCACCAAAACUUGUAGACAAUGAAGCCCAUCCACCAGCCUUCACUGGGAUCAAAUAUAAGGACUAUUUCCAAAUUCAACAAGCCAACAAGCUUCAUCGCAAAUCUUGUUUAGACAGUUUACGCAUUUGAAUUCAAAUUUUAUGUAUAUAUGCUUUAUAACUUGGAACCAAAUUCUUGGAAUAAGUACUAAUGGCCAAAUAAAUUUGAUUUCUGUUAUUAAUUCUCAAUUAAUAGAAUGAAAAUAUAUCUA